Cryptomeria japonica (Japanese cedar) is the source of this 1863-nucleotide messenger RNA. Its product is annotated as alpha-amylase. Gene Ontology annotation, molecular function: alpha-amylase activity; calcium ion binding. The record is from RefSeq and is a predicted model, not a curated record. Lineage: Eukaryota; Viridiplantae; Streptophyta; Pinopsida; Cupressales; Cupressaceae. The transcript has 5 exons. Bases 305 to 1675 code for a protein of 456 amino acids. Gene Ontology annotation, biological process: carbohydrate metabolic process.
GUUCGGGGGAUAUAGUCUCUCCUUUGGAGCUUCACACCAUGCUUUAAGGCAAUCCAGACUCCACGUGCCUUUUCUCUACUCACUCCUGACCAAAUGAGUUUGAUGUAGCCUUAAGAAGUAAAUUAUAUUUAAUGCAACAUUAGCUUUAAUUCUACUCUGCCAAAUUCAAUGGGUUUUUGACUGCCGUGCCAAAUUGGCAAUCCCGGAUUGGUUUUAGAGUAUAACGGCAGGGGAAAAGACGUGAGAAAUAGUUUCCAGCGUUCACACACAAAUGCCUCAACAACCACUGUGUAGCCUAUAAGAUAUGCCUCUUCUUAUUGCACCCUAUGAUAUCUCUCUUUCAUCUUCCAUGGCAGAAUUUAAAUGGGCUUCUUUACUUGUCCUCACAUGUUUAGUGCUAGGGUUUACUGCAUACGCUGACGCGCAGACACUUUCUGAAGCCGAGGUCGAUCCUCUCAGUAUUGUGUUGUUUCAGGGCUUCAAUUGGGAAUCAUGGAAGAGCGAAUCGUGGUACACGGUGCUCAAAUCUAUCGCAAAUUCUGUAGCAGAGGCAGGCAUAACAGACGUCUGGUUUCCUCCUCCUAGUCAAUCCGUCUCAUCCGAAGGCUAUUUACCAGGAAAGCUUUACGACCUAGACUCCUCAAAGUAUGGAACAACAGAGCAGCUGAAGCAGGCAAUACAGGAGUUCCACAACAACGGUGUGCGGUGCGUGUGCGACAUAGUGAUAAACCACAGAACAGGGUCAAAGCAGGACGAAAAUGGCUACUGGUGUAUUUUCGAGGGCGGCACAGAGGAUAGUGCCCUAGACUGGAGCGGAUGGGCCGUUCCGCCCAGAGACCAGCCCUACCCGUGCGGAACCGGCAAUCAGGACACAGGCGAGGACUACACUCCAGCUCCGGAUGUGGACCACGCAAACCCUAAAAUUCACUCCGAGCUCUCCGACUGGAUGAACUGGCUCAAAUCCGACAUCGGCUUCGAUGGCUGGCGGUUCGAUUUCGUCAAAGGCUACGCCGGAAAUCUGCUGGGCCUCUACAUAAAAAAUACCGGCCCGGCUUUCGCAGUGGGAGAGUUGUGGGACACGCUUUAUUUUGGAAAUGGGCAAGAGGAUGCUCACCGGCAGAGGCUUGUCGAUUGGAUACACUCCACGGGUGAUGCUUCUUCCGCCUUUGAUUUCACCACCAAGGGAAUUCUUCAGCAGGCUGUGCAGAAUAACGAGCUUUGGCGUAUGAGGGAUUCAAAUGGAAAACCCUCCGGCUUGAUCGGCCUCCUCCCUGAAAAGGCUGUGACCUUCAUUGAUAACCACGACACUGGAUCUACGCAGAAUUUGUGGCCCUUUCCUUCUGACAAACUGUUGCAGGGUUAUGCUUACAUUCUCACCCACCCUGGAGUGCCUAGCAUUUUUUAUGAUCAUUUCGAGGACAUGAACCUGAAGGAUGCCAUUCAAAAUAUGAUAGCCAUUCGCAAGAGGAAUAACAUAAAGGCCAAUAGUGCUUGUCGAAUAAUAACUGCCGAGAACGACCUCUACAUGGCAAGCAUUGAUGAAGUGGUUAUCACCAAAAUUGGAGCAAGAUAUGAUGUUGGAAAGUACAUGCCUUCACAAGAUUUUCAACUUGCGACUUCUGGAGAUAAUUAUGCUAUAUGGGAAAAAAAGACCUAUGAGCCAAUUAGUUUCUAAUCAUAAGUAGAAGUUGACAUCAUUCAAUCCAUGUUUUGUUGUCAAAUUAAUAUUGAUACACUUUCUUUAAAUGUGUAGUACCAUUGGGAAUGCUUUAAUCCAUUUUAAAAUAUAAAAUUGAAAGACAUGCAUAAGAAGAGUAAAAUCUAAUUUAAUCAUUAAAAAAGUUAUCUUUGUGAUUAAAAAGU